UCGUGAUCUCGCUCCGAUCUCGCCGCCGAUUCUCUCCGUGACACGGUGCGCGGCGCGCGUUCGCUCCGGCGCCGGGUUAAAGGAGUUUGACAUUUAGCGAAGCGCCGCGGUACCAGCACGGCGAAGCGAUGUUGCUCCUUUCGACGUCGCUGCACACCCCCGGAAUCAAUAAUCGCGUUGCAUAAGCGACGAGAACGUCCGUCGCGAGCGUAACCGCGUGCCCUCGUCCUCGUCGCCGUCAUCGUCAUCCUCAUCGUCGGAUUAUUCGUUCAGUUUCCUGGCACGCGGCCGCCCGAUAUCGAUUGCGUCCGCGUUACUCGGUUCCCGCAGCACCGCCGGAUCAAGGAGAGCUGACCUGUCGUCGUGCAACGAUGUGCACUACACGCCUCGCGAUGCCGUUGGUCCUCCAUUCACUUGGAGGCCAGUGGAGCAGAGACGCCAGAGAAUAAUACGAGCUGUGGUAGCCUUGCGGAAGCGCAACAGUAGUUGGCUUCGGCCAACGGAGGCGACAGGGAUAUCAUGGCGACGAUAGACGGCCGGCCGGCCCAAUAUGGUGUCACGCUUAAGCAACUCCGUGAGCUCAUGGAGCUCCGGGGUCGCGAAGGUGUCAACAAGAUCAAUGGCUACGGUGGUGUGCAGGAGAUUUGUAAAAAGCUGUAUACUUCACCCAAUGAAGGUCUUAGUGGAUCAGCAGCGGACAUACAACAUAGGCGAGAUACAUUUGGUUCCAAUAUGAUACCUCCAAAACCACCAAAAACAUUUUUACAGUUAGUAUGGGAAGCAUUGCAAGAUGUCACGUUAAUCAUCUUAGAAGUAGCAGCAUUGGUUUCAUUAGGUCUUAGCUUUUAUCAUCCUGCUGAUGAUGAGGAAAAAGAAGUUGUGAGUGUAGAUGAGGACGAAGCGAAAUACGGUUGGAUUGAAGGACUCGCUAUUUUGAUUUCUGUAAUUGUGGUGGUCUUAGUGACGGCGUUUAAUGACUAUUCCAAGGAGAGACAGUUUAGAGGUCUUCAAAGUCGGAUAGAAGGAGAACACAAGUUCUCGGUUAUACGGCAAGGAGAAGUGAAACAAAUCUCCGUAUCUGACAUUGUUGUGGGUGACAUUUGUCAGAUAAAAUAUGGAGACCUGUUGCCUGCAGACGGUAUUCUUAUACAAAGCAACGAUCUCAAAGUGGAUGAAUCCAGUCUGACUGGAGAGUCAGAUCAUGUAAAGAAAGGGGAAGCGUUCGAUCCUAUGGUACUUUCAGGUACGCACGUGAUGGAGGGUUCCGGAAAAAUGUUAGUUACUGCAGUAGGUGUUAACUCCCAAGCGGGUAUUAUCUUUACCUUACUGGGUGCUGCUGUUGAUCAACAGGAGCAAGAAAUCAAGAAAAUGAAGAAAGAGGCUAAAAAGCAGCGGAAGAAGAAGUCAUUACCAGGAGAGGAGUCGGUAGAGAUUACCGGGAACAGUCACGUGACGGGAAGCGGCGGCGGAGGCGGUGGAGGUGGCGGCGGUGGCGGUGGCGGUGGCGGCGGUGUCAAGCACGAGGGCGGCGAGAAUCAUCACGCGGCCGCACCCGCGAGCGCCGGGGAGAGCGGGAAGAAAGAAAAGAGUGUUCUGCAAGCCAAGCUAACUAAACUCGCCAUACAGAUCGGUUACGCCGGCUCGACCAUCGCGGUGCUCACAGUCGUCAUUCUAGUCAUACAGUUCUGCGUGACGACCUUCGUCAUAGAGGGCAAGCCGUGGCGAAACACGUACGCCGGUGAUCUGGUGCGGCAUCUGAUCAUCGGUGUCACGGUGCUCGUAGUCGCCGUACCCGAGGGUCUUCCUCUAGCCGUCACCUUGUCGCUCGCUUAUUCCGUCAAGAAAAUGAUGAAGGACAACAAUCUGGUGCGUCACUUGGACGCCUGCGAGACGAUGGGUAACGCCACCGCCAUUUGCUCGGACAAGACCGGCACCCUGACCACGAACCGCAUGACCGUGGUACAGUCAUAUAUAUGUGAGAAGAUGUGCAAGACAACGCCGAAUUUCUCGGACAUACCGAGCCACAUCGGCGAGUUGAUCUUACAGGCCAUCUCCAUCAAUUCGGCGUACACGUCGCGGAUAAUGGAGCCGCCGGACCCUACUGAAUUGCCGUUACAGGUUGGCAACAAAACCGAAUGUGCCUUACUUGGAUUCGUAUUAGCCCUGGGCAAGAAAUAUCAAACUGUGCGGGACGACUAUCCUGAGGAAACCUUUACGCGGGUGUAUACGUUUAAUAGCGUAAGAAAGAGCAUGUCCACCGUUAUCCCUAGAAAGGGUGGUGGAUUCAGGCUCUUCACCAAGGGCGCUUCCGAGAUCAUCAUGAAGAAAUGUGCCUUUAUAUAUGGUCGCGAGGGUCAUCUGGAGACGUUUACCAGAGAUAUGCAAGAGCGUCUAGUAAAGAACGUGAUCGAACCCAUGGCAUGCGACGGGCUGCGUACCAUCUCCAUCGCUUAUCGCGAUUUUGUUCCUGGCAAGGCGGAGAUCAAUCAAGUUCACAUCGACAACGAGCCCAAUUGGGACGACGAGGAUAAUCUAGUGAACAACCUCACCUGCCUGUGCAUCGUCGGUAUCGAGGAUCCGGUACGUCCCGAGGUACCGGACGCGAUCAAAAAAUGCCAAAAGGCCGGCAUCACUGUGCGCAUGGUUACGGGUGACAAUAUAAACACCGCGCGAUCCAUCGCGCUCAAGUGUGGUAUCCUGAAGCCGAACGAAGACUUCCUCAUUCUGGAGGGCAAGGAGUUCAAUCGCAGGAUCAGAGACAGCAACGGCGAGGUGCAGCAACAUUUGCUGGACAAAGUGUGGCCAAAACUACGAGUAUUGGCCAGAUCGUCUCCCACCGACAAGUACACCUUGGUGAAAGGCAUCAUUGACAGCAAGGCGAGCGAGAGUCGCGAGGUCGUGGCGGUAACCGGCGAUGGCACGAACGACGGUCCGGCUUUGAAAAAGGCCGAUGUCGGUUUUGCCAUGGGUAUCGCCGGCACGGACGUCGCCAAGGAAGCGUCCGACAUCAUACUGACGGACGAUAACUUCUCGUCGAUCGUGAAGGCGGUUAUGUGGGGCAGAAACGUCUACGAUAGCAUCGCCAAGUUUCUGCAGUUCCAACUGACCGUCAAUGUGGUCGCCGUGAUCGUCGCUUUCAUCGGUGCUUGUGCCGUGCAGGACUCGCCGCUUAAGGCGGUGCAGAUGUUGUGGGUAAACCUAAUCAUGGACACAUUAGCGUCCCUCGCCUUGGCCACCGAAUUGCCUACGCCCGAUCUACUCCUCCGUAGACCGUACGGUCGCACAAAACCACUCAUUUCCAGGACAAUGAUGAAAAAUAUUCUCGGUCAGGCCUUUUAUCAGUUGGGUGUAAUUUUCUCGCUUCUUUUCGCCGGUGACCUGAUGCUCGACAUCGAUACGGGCCGCGGAGUGGCGGCGGCAGGCGGCGGGCCCACGCAACACUUCACCGUCAUCUUCAACACGUUCGUCAUGAUGACUCUUUUCAACGAAUUCAACGCUAGGAAAAUUCAUGGUCAACGCAAUGUCUUCCAGGGAAUAUUCACCAACCCCAUCUUCUAUACGAUUUGGAUCUGCACGUGUUUCGCGCAAGUGUUUAUCAUACAAUACGGUAAAAUGGCAUUCAGCACCAGAGCGCUCACGUUAGACCAGUGGUUGUGGUGCCUGUUCUUCGGAAUCGGUACGCUAAUAUGGGGCCAAAUAGUUACGACUAUUCCUACACGCCGAAUUCCCAAAAUUCUUUCAUGGGGCCGCGGCCAGCCGGAUGAUAUCGGUGCGAUCAAUCUAGGAGACGAGAAAUUCGACCCCGACUCGGAUAAAAAGCCGCGCGCAGGACAAAUUCUAUGGAUCCGUGGUCUAACACGGCUACAAACACAGCUUCGAGUAAUCAGAGCGUUCAAGUCGACUCUGGAAGAUCUGGAGGAGCGUCGCUCUGUCCAUAGUUUACACAGCUUACACAGUAUGCGCAGUUCACGCAGCCACACCGGGCCCCGACCACUCUCUGACUUCACAUACAUUGACGAAGACCCGACAAACACCACCACCACCACCACCACCGCGCAGAACGCCGCCUACAACAAGUCCUCUAAUAGGAGUGCCGAGCCGAUGAGUCAGGAUUACGAGACAAACUACAGAGGAUCCUCCAGGAUGCAACAGUCCCUCAACAGCCCCGCCUCACCGUUGUUGCUGAGCGUGACCGGGCCGGCCAACGCGUACAAUCAUCAUUACACCAUCACCAAUACCAUCACCGACAAUAGAUCCCCCUCUAGUAACGCCCCUAAUCAACCCCUGAGUCCCAACCACAUGGCGCCGAUGAGCAGCAAUAGAGACAACACUGGGAAUUCCCUGCUUCUGAGUUCCAACAACUUGGUCCUACCGGAGCUGACCAAGCUCGUGCACGAGACCAGCAUCUAAAGACUUUUUCUCUCUUCUCUAUGUAUCGUCUCAUUCCACAACCUCCUUCCAUCCUUCUACAUAUUCUUUGUUCACCGUCUAUUUGCGACUUAGAGCUUUAUCAUUUAACCUCAUUCCCCUUGCCGUUUCUUGCUGUUUGUCUGUCCUUUAAUUUGAUAUCCUUUGUUUCAUUUCCUUCGCCUGUCAUUCUUCUCUCCCUCUACUAUGUAGAGGGACUUGUACAUAUUCUAUCCCUGUAAUCUCUCGCUCUCAUAUCCAUCGUGAGAUCUCGCUCGAUCCUGCGAUCUCGUCUCAUUCGAUCGAUAAAGCGAGGGUAUCAUCGUCCAUGUAAGUGAUAUGGACACACUCUCGUUUCACGCGUUCCCUCUACUUCUUCUCUACUUUCAAGAUACGUCAUCAUUCAUCUCUAUUUUUCCACCAUCUCUCUUUCCGGGAGUGUACUUACCGAACGAUCUUGCUCGUUUCGCCGAGUUCUCUGUCCCCCUUGAUUCUUUCUCUCUUCCGUCGCCCCUCUCUGCCUCUCCGAUAAAAAAAAUUUUUACCACUCGCUCAAUGGGGACGGCGGACCUGAUCUGAUCUCAAAGGGGUCGAAACGCGCCAAUUUGGAGGAUAAUGCCUACCCACACGAAUAAAGCGCGACAUUCGCAAAUCACGUACUCUCGCUAAAAUCGAGAAUGCUGUACUAAGUACUUAAAGCGGACGAGACUGCGGUCGGUGAGAAAGCAAGGAAGAAAUGGUUGCCAAAAUGGAGAGAGAUUUUGCUCCGCGAAUAUCGCGACGGUUUGCGAAUGGCACGUUUUCGUGCAUGGGCUGUACACUAUAUCAGAUGAUAUACAGGGAUCCCGCUUUCUAUUGCUUUUUUUCCCGUACCCCGACUCUGUGUUCAUUGGUGAAAGUACUAUUUUCGCAUUUUAGGGUAACGUUCCGGAGUUCCAUCGUUCAUUGAAUGACGAUGAUACGGGCUGCGACGCGAUUAUCUGCUGUAAAAAAAAAUAACGAAAUAUAAUUUUGAUGUAUCACUUUUGCCGCGUAACUUGCGAAAUACUUCCAAACAUCCCGAAAACAGUUCAUUAAUUAGUUACGCCAUGAUAUUUAAUUACAUUUUUCAUUACAUCAUUUGACAAGAGAUUUUCGUCUCAAGUAUUUAACAUUAGAAGUAGUAACGUUUUUUAUUUAGUAAAAGAC
Molecule: messenger RNA, 5595 nt
Organism: Trachymyrmex cornetzi
Lineage: Eukaryota; Metazoa; Arthropoda; Insecta; Hymenoptera; Formicidae
Gene: PMCA
Product: plasma membrane calcium-transporting ATPase 3
Exons: 15
Coding region: 520-4410 (1296 amino acids)
Biological process (GO): calcium ion transmembrane transport; regulation of cytosolic calcium ion concentration
Cellular component (GO): intracellular membrane-bounded organelle; plasma membrane
Molecular function (GO): ATP binding; ATP hydrolysis activity; P-type calcium transporter activity
Source: RefSeq, a predicted model, not a curated record